Hibiscus syriacus is the source of this 1747-nucleotide messenger RNA. RefSeq names its product auxin transporter-like protein 2. Gene Ontology annotation, cellular component: plasma membrane. Bases 229 to 1659 code for a protein of 476 amino acids. The record is from RefSeq and is a predicted model, not a curated record. The transcript is spliced from 8 exons. NCBI's taxonomy places the organism in Eukaryota, Viridiplantae, Streptophyta, Magnoliopsida, Malvales, Malvaceae.
UUCCCCUGCUUUUAAGGUCUCGCCGUCGUUGGAUGCGACAGAGUUGUUCUUUAUUUUAUGAUUUCAGCAGAAGAAUAGUGGUGGCUGCAUUAAAGUAAGAAGCUUUUACUGCAGACGAAGAGGAUUUUCUAGGCAUUUAAGCUCUCUCUCUCUGCUUGAUUUUCUCCAAUCUUUUGCACGAAAGAGACAAGUCUCCGAACAAGAAGAAGAAAAAAACAAAACAAAACAAUGUUGUCACAGAAGCAAGCAGAAGAAGCAAUAGUGUCCAAAGAGACGGGCCAUGAAACCAGAGAAGAAGAAAACGAAGACGAGUCACAACAAUCAAUGUUCAGCAUCAAGAGCAUCCUAUGGCACGGCGGCUCCGCCUGGGAUGCCUGGUUCAGCUGCGCCUCAAAUCAAGUCGCGCAAGUGCUGUUGACACUGCCCUAUUCCUUCUCUCAGUUGGGCAUGCUAUCAGGGAUUCUACUUCAGGUAUUUUAUGGGCUAAUGGGAAGUUGGACUGCAUAUCUCAUAAGUGUGCUCUAUGUAGAGUUUAGAAGCCGGAAGGAGAAAGAGAAUGUCAGCUUCAAAAACCAUGUCAUCCAGUGGUUUGAAGUACUUGAUGGGUUGCUGGGACCAUACUGGAAGGCAGCUGGACUUGCUUUCAAUUGUACUUUCCUCUUAUUCGGAUCUGUCAUACAACUCAUUGCUUGUGCAAGCAAUAUUUACUACAUCAAUGAUAAACUGGACAAGAGGACAUGGACCUAUAUUUUUGGAGCUUGCUGUGCCACCACAGUUUUCAUACCUUCCUUUCACAACUACCGGAUUUGGUCUUUUAUAGGUCUUGGAAUGACUACCUAUACGGCCUGGUACAUGGCCAUAGCUGCCCUUAUUCACGGCCAGGCUGAGGGCGUCACACACAGUGGUCCAACAAAGCUAGUCCUCUACUUCACCGGAGCUACCAACAUUCUCUACACCUUUGGCGGACAUGCCGUGACUGUGGAAAUCAUGCAUGCAAUGUGGAAGCCUCAAAAAUUCAAAUACAUAUACUUGUUGGCCACAUUAUACGUUUUUACAUUAACCAUUCCAUCCGCUUCUGCCGUCUACUGGGCGUUCGGGGACCAGCUUCUCAACCAUUCCAAUGCCUUCUCUCUCCUCCCCAAAACCGCCUUCCGUGACGCUGCUGUUAUCCUAAUGCUCAUUCACCAGUUCAUAACAUUCGGAUUCGCUUGUACUCCAUUGUACUUCGUGUGGGAGAAAGUGAUAGGGAUGCAUGACACCAAAAGCAUUUGUUUGAGGGCACUGGCUAGGCUGCCUGUGGUGAUUCCAAUCUGGUUCUUGGCCAUAAUCUUCCCAUUCUUCGGGCCGAUAAACUCCGCCGUCGGUGCUCUUUUGGUUAGUUUCACCGUCUACAUCAUCCCGGCUUUAGCCCAUAUGAUCACCUACAGAACAGCCUCUGCUCGUCAGAGUGCAGCAGAGAAGCCACCAUUCUUCUUGCCAAGCUGGACCGCGAUGUACGCGGUAAACGCGGUGAUCGUGGUGUGGGUUCUGGUGAUUGGAUUCGGGUUCGGUGGAUGGGCUAGCAUGACCAAUUUCAUCAGGCAAAUCGACACAUUCGGGUUGUUUGCAAAGUGCUAUCAGUGCAAGGCUCCACCAGCAGCAGGUGCAGUGCACCACUGAGCUGUAAUUUGGAUUCCCCUGUUUCUUGUAUCAUACAUUGGGAGAUUGCAAAAUCUCCCCCUACAUGUGAUGUGUGCUAGAUUUUGCA